Phytophthora sojae is the source of this 3261-nucleotide messenger RNA. RefSeq lists its product as hypothetical. Lineage: Eukaryota; Oomycota; Peronosporomycetes; Peronosporales; Peronosporaceae. The record is from RefSeq and is a predicted model, not a curated record. Gene Ontology annotation, biological process: (1->6)-beta-D-glucan biosynthetic process. Gene Ontology annotation, cellular component: endoplasmic reticulum membrane; plasma membrane. Bases 16 to 1938 code for a protein of 640 amino acids. Gene Ontology annotation, molecular function: glucosidase activity. The transcript has a single exon.
AUCCACGUCUACAACAUGUACACGCACCCUCCGGGCUACGUGGACGCCUACUUCUUCUACCGUGCGGCCAUGGUGCAGUCGUGGAACAAGUUCUGCUACCAGGGAGGCAUGAUUGAAACGCGCGUGCAGCUCCCCGGUGUUGUCACGCCCGAUUCGGGCAACCCUGACCUCGCCAAUGGCAAGAACAACAAGGUCUCCGCUACGAAGUACUACCCGACUUGGCCCGGAAUCUGGAUGAUGGGGAACCUUGGUCGCGCUAUCUUCUCCGCGUCGACGAACCGCAUGUGGCCGUUCUCCUACGACAAGUGUGAGCCUGACCUGUUCGACCCGACCUACCAGCGUAUCAGCGCGUGCAACGACAACCCGGGCUACGGCUUGAACCCGAACCAAGGCCGCGGCGCCCCCGAAAUCGACGUGUUGGAAGGUGGCGCGACGCUUGUGUCUUCGUCGCUGCAGAUUGGCCCGGGAAUGCCUGACGACUACCGCAUUAUGGGCCUGGACUAUUCGAGAGAUCCGCCUGACUGUAUCUACGGCGGAACCUGCUCGACACCGGGUGCCAACUACGUUGGCGUCCCAUCGAAGGUGUAUGCACAGCGUGGAUACAAGUCUUGGUAUCAUGGCUUGCGCUACUCGGCCAACAACUUGUGCAAACAGGACCCUAAGGCGAAGCAGACGUACAGCAAGGUCGCUGCAUCCGUGAAGGCUGGCAUCACCGAGAACUCGUGCUCGUUGGAUAUCUGCCCCGCUUCGCACGAUGCGUACGGCGAUCUGAGUCUCAUCGAUGGCAAAGGAGAAGAUCACUGGGGGAUCAACUCCAACGGCACAUGCUUCCCCCUGUGGAACGUCUACACUGGUGCCUACCUGUGUGACCCGGACAACACAUUUUGGAAGUGCGCGCAGCCGCGUAAUGAGACCACGACGCCCAAGUCGAACGCCAUGAGUCAGUUCAACUACCAAAUGGACGCCAUCUCGGCCAAUUGGCCCGUGCACCUCGGCGCGUACACCAACUACGUCACGUACCAGCUCGAGUGGGUGACCGGCAAGAAAGGAUACGUGCGGUGGAUGCUCGAGGGCAGUCCGCUGUUCGAGGUGCCGUCCGAGUCCAUUUGGGAUAUCCCUCAGAACAAGAACAAAACGAACCCGGAGAAGAUCAUGCUGGAGGAGCCCAUGUACCUCAUCUUCAACGUCGCUCUGUCGAGUUCGUGGGGUGCCACACCUCCCAAUGCUGGUAAGGAAUGCCGCGGUGACGGCAAAGACGCCACGACCAACAAGAUCUGCGACGCGUUCCCGCUGUACCUGAAGAUCGACUACAUCCGUCUGUACCAGGAUCAUGGCGAUGACCUCGAUGACGACAACUACAUGCAAGUCGGCUGCGAUCCAAAGAGCCACCCGACCAAGAAGUGGAUCGACGCUCACAUGGACGAGUACGAGGAUGACGACAAUAAACACAAGGACGUGGCUGGUAAGGCCUUUUGUAAGACGAACCACGACUGCACUAUCGGUGGCAAUUUGGGUAAAACGCUGCUGAAGACCGGCAAGUGUGUCAGAAACCGCUGCCAGUGCACGUACUCGUCUUCGUGGGGCGGGCCGCGCUGUACUACGGCAAUCUCUGGUUCUACUUCCAGCUCUACUCUUGGGACAUCGCUCUCUAGCGGUUCAUACGGCCCUCCCAUGGGUCUGUCCAUCGGUGUUGCUGCGAUCAUGGUCUUUCUCAGUUUCGCUUCAGUCGCGUGGUCCAUCGUGAGGGAGAACAAUGCGGCCGCGGCUUUGGCAAAACAAAGGAAGAAGGCUAUGGACAUGGGGACGUACCAGAACAAUCCAGAUGUACAGACUCGAUAUGUCACCGGCACUGAUUCCUACGGCAGCGGCAACGUUCAUGGUCACGGCCAGGAGAUACACCACCGGCCACGAGACAACUACAGCCAGAACUUUGUUUAACGGUUUAAUAAAUUCAUUCGUGCCAUCAGCUCACUUUUGUGUUUUAUUACGGCCUGUCUCCUAUCUACUAUACGAAGUUGGUGGUGUAGUCCUCCUUCCUGUCGAGUUUGCUGCCGCUGGCGCCGCCGUUGAACAGUACAGCCGCGGAUUUCUCCCCCUUGCUGGCGCUGGCCUCCGCCAUCGUGGACGCGGUCUUGUUCAGCUCCUUGACGCGCUCUGCCGCCUGCUCUUGGGCCUGAAUUCUGGCGCUGGUGCGCUUGGCCUCCAAGCGCUUGUAAAUAAUUCUGCAGACGGCGAUGGCGAUGAUGGCUGCAGCUACAAUGGUCGACACGAGCAAUGGUGGACCGAACAGCGUGUCGUCGUCGCUGGUGCUCACCACCUCCGUGCAGCGAGGGCCCGUCCAGGAGUCUGAAGAGCACUCGCACCGACCGUCCGAGUUGCAGCUACCGGUGAUCACCGACGAGACACCGAUAGUGCAGUCAUCGUCCGAGUUGCAGAACGCCAUGCCCGACACGGCUGUGUCCGGGUUGUCGGUGUCUCUGUAGUCGUCGAUGUUGUCCUCGAUCCACUGCUUGGUCGGGUGAGAGGAGGGAUCGCAGCCGAUGGUCAUGUCGGUGUUGUCGGAUGUGUCUUGGUACAGUCGAAUGUAGUCGAUCUUCAGAUACAUGGGGAACGAGUCGCAGAUUGCGUUGUCUUCCGAGCUGGAGCCGUCACCACGGCAGCUUCCUUCUCCUGCGUGAGGGGGUGAAGAUCCCCAGGAGCUGGAGAGAGCCACGUUGAACAUGAUGUACAUCGGCUCCUCGAUCAUGAUCUUCUUGGGGUUCAUCUGCGCCGUGUCUUGCGGCGGGUUCGUCAGAGCUUCAGCCGGGAUCUCAAAGAUCACUUGGCCCUCCACCUCCCAGCGCACAUACCCGGAGUCGCCCAUGACCCACUCGACGCUGUACGUGACCCAGUCCAAGUACGCGGCCAUGUGAAUCUCCCAAUCCGUCGAAAUGGCGUUCAUCUGAUAGGCGAACUCGGAGCUGGAGCUGGUGGAUCCGCUAGACGCUGUACACUCCGAGUUGGUGUUGCCAGGACUGCACAGGUACGCGCCCAUGUACGCAUUCUGCUUGGGGAAGCACGUGCCAUUGGCAUUGAUGCCCCAGUGCACCGUGCCGUUGUCUUUGUAGCAUUCACAUCGUACGAUGCAGGGCACAGUUCCAUCGUACAAGCGUUCGCUGUAAUUCCCUUGGCAAGUGAGGCGUUGAUAGUGGCGAAGCUCUGGAUGCCAUCCUCUUCAACGUCGCAGAUGUUGUUAGCGCCGUAGCGGAGACCCUGGUACCA